This is a messenger RNA of Daphnia magna, 1683 nucleotides long. RefSeq names its product UDP-glycosyltransferase UGT5. The record is from RefSeq and is a predicted model, not a curated record. NCBI's taxonomy places the organism in Eukaryota, Metazoa, Arthropoda, Branchiopoda, Diplostraca, Daphniidae. Bases 78 to 1586 code for a protein of 502 amino acids. Gene Ontology annotation, molecular function: UDP-glycosyltransferase activity. The transcript has 3 exons.
UGAUUUCCCACAUUAGCUUGACAACAGCUGCAUAAAGAGGGUGUCUUAAGAUAGAAGUUGAAAAUCCAGUAAAAACUAUGAUUUUUAGAGUUUUUUUACUUUUAUUCUUGUCCACGGAAUUUUCCGUAUUAGCUCAUCGAAUCCUCAUUUUGUCACCAAUCGCAUCGUACAGUCACGCCAACUUCAUAAAACCAGUGGUGAAAGGACUGGUGGAACGCGGCCAUUUCGUCACCUAUUGGAAUGGAUUGCUAUCGGAAAAUCAGGCGACGGACUUCCUUAAUCAGACAACUAAUUUACGUCUACUUUACUCACCGGAAGUGCAUGCAAUCAGCAGCGGCAAUAUCAUUGAUUUUAGUGUUCGAAAGAAACCCAACAACUUCAUAUUUGGCCUGCCAAAAAGAAUGGAGAAAUACUGUGAAACCAUCUACCGAGAUCCAGUCUUCCAUCAGCUGAUGGAUUCACAGGAGAAAUACGAUUUGAUCAUCUUGGAAGCAGCUCUAAAUGAAUGCAGUCUUCCGCUAGUCUAUAAAUUCGAUUUACCUUUUAUAUACAUCAUGGGUUCCAUGCCCCUGCCUUGGCAUCUAGAGGCCAUCGGAUCACCACUGGCCUUUGACCAUUAUCCGCAAAUCAGUUCAAACUAUGCGGAUGAGAUGAAUUUUUGGCAGCGAACGUACAACACCCUGUCCGGCAUUGUUGCCAUAUAUUACUGGCGAUGGAUGGUAAUGCCCGUGAUCGAUCGCCUGGCCGCAGAGAUGUUGCAAAUCGAAAACCUUCCAACGAUCGAAGAAAUCGAGAAACAUUAUCUGAACCUCUUGAUACUCAACACUAACAUGGGCCUUAAUUACCAGAUGGCAACAACGCCAGUAGUGAUCCAAGCUGGCGGUAUAAACCUCGGUCCGGCUAAACCGCUACCAGACGACUUGGAAACAUUUGUGAAUGGCUCCGGUGACGCUGGAUGUAUCAUCGUUAGCUUUGGUACAUAUAUAAAGAACUCUGAAAUUCCCGAUGAUGUGCGUCGCAUUUUCCUGUCGACAUUUGCCCGGUUGCCCCAACGCAUCCUGUGGAAAUGGGAAGACGAUAAAAAGAUUGGACACCGCGAAUCAAUUCCAUCUAACGUCAAAUUAAUGCCAUGGUUACCGCAAGCCGACCUGCUUGGACACCCGAAAAUGCGUCUGUUCAUCACGCACGGCGGAGUCAACAGCAUCCAAGAGGCCGUGUAUCAUAACAUCCCACUGAUAAUUCUACCCGUUUUAGUCGAUCAGCCUCUCAACGCCCAAAAAGCCCAGGAUGACGGUUAUGCCAUUCGACUCGAUUGGGACAAUUUGACAGAAGAAAUUCUAUUCAACGCCAUUGAGCAGAUCCUCACCAAUUCAAGCUACGCGGAAAAGAUGGAAAAAGUAUCGGAGUUGAUGCGCGAUCAAAUGGAAACGCCAUUGGAUCGUGUCAUUUACUGGAUUGAAUACAUUAUCCGUCACAAAGGCGCCCCCCAUCUGCGGACGGCUUCACGCAAGCUUUCUCUACACCAGCGUUUUCUCUUCGACGUGAUGCUCUUCCGAUCACAACGUCGAUUUCAGCGCUGGAACUAAAAAUUUCUAUCUUUUAUUUGAAUUGCCAAAGAGAGUAGAGCUCUAUUGUAAAACCAUCUAUCGAGAUCCCGUUUUUCAUCAGCUAAUGGCUUCACAC